Molecule: messenger RNA, 495 nt
Organism: Caenorhabditis bovis
Lineage: Eukaryota; Metazoa; Nematoda; Chromadorea; Rhabditida; Rhabditidae
Source: the annotation of a GenBank genome assembly
AUGUCGGGAGAGCAUCAUGAUGAUGACCAUCAAUUCGAGGCUGCUGAGUCUGGGGCCGCUGAGACUUUCCCAAAGCAGUGCUCUGCUCUCCGUAAGAACGAACAUGUUAUGAUCAAGGGUCGCCCGUGCAAGAUCGUCGAAAUGUCGACCUCUAAGACCGGAAAGCACGGUCACGCUAAGGUUCACUUGGUCGCUCUCGAUAUUUUCACUGGAAAGAAGCUUGAGGAUAUCUGUCCAUCCACCCACAACAUGGAUGUCCCAGUCGUCAAGCGCAAGGAAUUCUUGGUCAUCGGAAUUGAGGAUGAUGGUUUCUGCUCAUUGAUGGACCCCGAGUCGUGCGAAACCAAGGACGAUCUUCGUCUUCCAGAAGGAGAACUUAGCCAGCAAAUCAAGGAAGCUCUCGACAAGAACGAGGGUGAUGUCUUGGUCCAAGUCGUCUCUGCAUGCAAGGAGGAAGCCAUUCUUGGAUUCAAGGUCUCCACUGCUAAGAACUAA